AAAUUUUGUAAACAAAACAAGUCCCACAAGUAGGGAGGGGAGGCACUCAAAUUGUGGUAUAGAGAGUUGACAGUAGGAAAAACACAGUGAAAUGAAUUAUACAGAGGUAACCUAAGGCUUGCAUGCAGCUUCAUUAGGAGACUCAACUUUUGGAGGAACUAUCUCCCAUGCACACCUAGAAAAUUAACUAAGAGUUGUGGAAGUAAUGGAGUCUUCAUUGGAUGAUUUUGAGAUAGUGGACGAGGCACAUGAUGAUGUUUAUCGUGACAGAGGGGAGCUUUCUGCUGGAGUAGAAGACUGUGCAGUCCCCAGACAGUCUGCAAUCAACGAGAGAAAAGACCAAUCAGAGAACAUUGUCCUGUCUUUGAAUGGCCUAGAUCUAGCAGACUUUAUUCUGGAUGACCUGUCACCAGAUGACUUUAAACAACAGUCUGAUUCAGAGUUUAGUUUCUUAGAACUUCCAGAGCCACAAGAUAGAGAGAGGUUAUUAGAUGGUGAUUACACUGGUUCAACAACACCCACUUCAUCAGCUUGGAGUCUGCUAGACUGUGAUUUCUCAUCAGAUAAUGAUGUUGCUUCAUCAGAGAUAGGAUAUAGUCCCAAUCUAAUCAAUGAUGAUGAUUCUGAGGAACAAAAGACAGAAAGAAUUCCGUCAACAUGUAAUCCUGUAGAAAACAAAAGGGAAAUGGGCAAGAGACGGAGAAAGCACAAGAAAAAAUCAGACGGCUUAAUGAUGGAACUUUUUGGUGGACUGAGUGUUUGUCAGUUUAAGGAGGAUGCCGGACUACCGGGCUUUGUAGAGUCAAGUUCUGGUCCAUCGUUGUCUAAUAUCCCAACUCUGGUAGACUUAUGUAUGCAGAAAAUUCAUCUGUAUCGUAAAAGUCAUUUGAUUAAAAAGCUGAUAAAAUCCUCACACUUUCCUGUUGGGAUGAGGAGAACCAUUUUGUCUUCCAAUAUACAGUAUUCCAUAACAAAAUCUAAACUGUUAUGGCUUUGGCAGAAUAUAGCAGUCUUAGAAAGCAUGAUGACCAAUUACUUCCCAAAGACAAACACCUCCUUUUACUGUGUGAGCAACAUAUGGAAAGAAGUGGACAAUUCUGUUCUAUUGGAAGCAUGUUUUAUAGACAGCAUGAAUCCUGGAUGCUUUUUAUAUGGAAAUGUGGAAUAUUAUUUGGUUUAUACAACAUUGAUGGCAAUCAUGUUGGCGAAUCCAUCCAAGUACAUCGAGGAACGUAAAAGACUAAAUGUCAAAAAGCCUGCAAAAUCCAAAAGACUGUCAAAAAAUGCUCCAAGCAAGCAUUUAACAAUUUUACAUCAAUAUUUGAAAUCAAGGUAUCCUCAGAUGACAGCAGUUUUCUUUAGCAGAAGUCUCCCAUAUGCAUACUGGGCCAGGGGAAAUUUCAGAGCAGCACUUCAGGCUUUUGUUACUCAGUACAAAGAAGAGUCCCUAUCUGAUAAAGAGAAAUUGUUCAUCAUCGGAGAAAUAGGGAGGCUGUAUGCCAUGAUUUAUGAGCCAGAGAAAGCCAUCAGAAUGUACAGCCUUCUGGGGAAUUGUCUCAUACAGGCCAAGCCAUGGGAAAGUGAAACCACUGAGUGUCAAACUCUAGUCCUCAUAGCAGACCUCCAGAAUCAAGGUGUUUUUACUGAAAGCAAGGCAAGGAACUUGAUACCAUCUUGGAAGGCAAUUUUCAGAGUAUGUCCAUCUGAUUGGUGCACCGAACUUUACCAGGAAGCUGCUGAAUGUAUGCUGUGUUUACAUUUAGGAAAUCUGAAAGAUGGAAAUCAUUUGGAGAUGGUGAAAUGUGUUCUACAUGAGUACAGCCAACACAAUGGCAAAAUUUGGUAUCACCUUGCAUUUUUAAAUGCCAUCACUGGAAGCUCCAAGUCCUCAGACAACAGUUAUGGAGAAUUUGUAAAAUGUUUUGAAACAUUGGACAGUGAUGACAGUAACACCAGAAGGACCAUUCCAGGCAUGCAGAUGGUUGACCUCCUUUCAAAGAGGAAAUUAGCAUGCCAUGACAUGGACGCUCUGCAGCUGGCCAUUCAGAACCCGUUUGAACCUCUUCUUUCAUUAGAAUUAGUUCCAGCCAUGAAAGUGAUAUGGAGAAGGCAGUUUCACCAUUGCCAUGGACACAACACCAAUUAUGAAAGCUGUAAUGGGUUUGACAUCAGCAAUUCAGAUUUAAAACUGAGAAUGACAACUGAAGGCUUCAUCACAGGGGACUGCUCCAUGAUCUACCCACCAAUAGCAAGCGUUUUACUGGACCCAUACACAGGAUCAUUGAUAUUGGAAGCUGAUAUGUACGGAAUUAAUCCAUGGAAGGAACUGCCCUUUACAACUUUGAAAACAUGUUUAAUAGAUCAGUUAUUCAGUCUGCCCAAUAUGGUGGAAAUUUUUCAUCGUGAAGACCAAGAUGGUGAUACUUCAGCCUACCUCGCUGGAAACCACUUUUUCAGUGAGAAUUCUGAUACUAGGACAUGGUGGGGUUAUGCUCAUAGUUUAACUAAAGUGGACAGUGUCCUCAAUGUUCAUUGGAGUGGUCCGGGUGGUCAGAGGGCCAAAUUCAGUCUGGUCCAGAAAAUCAAGGACUAUAUAUACCAGGAUGUUAAAUUGGAAGUGCAGAGAUGUACAAGCAGUGAGAAUGUCAGAGAAGUGACAAGUAUUAUAGAGAAGUGGUACAGAAAGGGGCUGGCCGUGAGCAACACUGAUGUCAGCAGAGUUAUUAAGCAACUGUUUGAUGCAAAGGAUAAGAAGAAGAAAAUUCCUGUUCAUCAUGGUUAUAAACCAAACAAAUUCUGGUUGAAGUUUGUGGCUCCCCUGCGGCGGAUCGGAUCCAGUGUUCUCCUCACAAUACGAGUCUCACAGAACUUAUAUUAUGUGAUUAUUGACUGCCAAAACAGAAACAGUUUUGUUAAUCCAAUUAUCCUUGGAGCUGGAGAGCGAGACAUAAUUCAUUCUUCUGUCAGAUCAGCGUACUUCUGCAUAGAGAGGAAUGAUGGGAAACUGACUGUGUAUGACCGUAGUGGUAAUGUUGUAUCCGUACAGAAAGUUUCCACAACUGGAACUCAUAUUGACAAAGUGACACUCAUCGAAAGCAACUGCAUUUUUUCCAUCAGGAAAAGUUCUAGAUUGGGUCUUUUGGAUAUAAACAGUGGUUUCACAAAAUACUUUGAUGAUUUCUUGGAGUGUGAAUAUGUUGGAGUUCUUUUGGACGUUUUGAUUCUGAAGAAUGAAUAUGGAAUCAAGUUUGCAGAUGGGCAACAGAAGUGUUUAAAGCCGAUGCUAGUCCAGCUGCACAGCACACUACAGCAUAGCAAUCUCCCAUUUAAAAUAAGUGAAAAUGGAGAACAACUGAAUGGGAAUUUUGAGCAUGUUGAAAACUUAGCUGAGGAUGGGAGGGAGAUGGGUGCCAUUGCUGUAGACAAUUUUGUGAUUUUGUUCACAGUCAGGACUUCACAGAACAGCCUGAGAGAAAUCAUCUUUACACAAGUCUUGGAAUUGCCUGGACUGCCAGUCAAAUUGAAAUUUCUUCACAAGUCAGUUGGUUUCCUAGUGAUAUGGACGCAGCACCCUGACAACGACAAGGUCCAUAACUACAGAGAACACCUGUUUCAGUACAGUUACAGCGGACACCUGUUGGCGGUGCUCCCCUUUUUACGGCGGUCUCGGUCCUCGCUCUGUGUGGUGUACCUAGACAAGGAUACAGACACCACUAACAGGUACCCAACAUGUGGACGUGAGGGAUGGUACUUAUACUUACAAGAUGGCAGACAAGGCGUCAUGUGUGUCCGGCUAGCUCAGGACCAACAGUGAACAGGACACACAGGGAGGACGUUGUUUGGUUAGUCCAAAAGUGUUCCGCAUCAAAUACUGAAGACCAGGGGAUGUGAAAUAAGACACUUUCAGCGAAGAAAAUGUAAACAGUUUUGUGAAACUAGUAACCAAAUCAGAGAAAGCCCAUGCUGAUUUUGAGUUCUGUAUUUGUUGACUGUUAUGGAUGAAUAAGCUUCUGUGAUGCCUGAAGUCACAUGUGCACUACUUUCUUUUUGAAAGUGAAAUAUACUAAAUUGAUAUGAAAACAAAAUGUAUUAAGCUGUAUUUUUGAUUUGUGAUACAAUGAUGACUAUGUGAUAAACUUUUUUUUUUUUUAGAUUUAAUUGUUAUACACUUGUUAUGGCCCGUUUUGAUACUAAUUAUUAAAAUAUGUGUAAUAACA
This is a messenger RNA of Ostrea edulis (European flat oyster), 4217 nucleotides long. RefSeq lists its product as uncharacterized. The record is from RefSeq and is a predicted model, not a curated record. NCBI's taxonomy places the organism in Eukaryota, Metazoa, Mollusca, Bivalvia, Ostreida, Ostreidae. Bases 206 to 3814 code for a protein of 1202 amino acids. The transcript has 20 exons.